AUGACAACAUCCCACGAUCGUGCCGUCCUCAACCAAAUUCUAAACCCUUUAAUGCCAACCUCCGAUUCUGGAAUGGGAGAAGUGCAUUUGGAAUCCGACAAAGUCGAUCAUCCUGGCUACACUUUAAGCUCUCAGUUGGAGCGAGAAGCAGUACGCCUGGCAGAAAGUAUGAAUGUGACUGAUGCAAUUGAGAAGUUUACAGAAGCUAUCCAAGUUUGCCCCUUGAACCCAUCUGCCUACAAUAACCGCGCUCAAGCGUACCGACUUCAAAACUCGCCAGAAAAAGCCCUGGAAGACCUUAACGAAUCUCUUCGUUUAGCUGGACCAAAAACGAAAACUGCUUGUCAGGCAUACGUACAAAGAGCGAGUAUCUAUAGAUUACAAGGAGACGAUGAGAAAGCGAGGGCCGAUUUCGCUGCAGCCGCCGAGCUGGGCUCUUCGUUCGCCAAGAUGCAAAUGGUCGCGCUGAACCCGUACGCCGCGAUGUGCAACAAAAUGUUGGCCGAGGUUUUUGAGAAGGCCAAGACAGGAGAUAAUUGA
Caenorhabditis briggsae is the source of this 540-nucleotide messenger RNA. NCBI's taxonomy places the organism in Eukaryota, Metazoa, Nematoda, Chromadorea, Rhabditida, Rhabditidae. Gene Ontology annotation, molecular function: protein binding. Gene Ontology annotation, biological process: cilium assembly. The transcript is spliced from 4 exons. The record is from RefSeq and is a predicted model, not a curated record. The coding region runs from base 1 to 540 and encodes 179 amino acids.